AUGUGUGAUUCUGCUAAAAGAAUGUACAAAACUCUGACUUUAGCAGAAAAAGUUGCUGUCAUAAGAGAAGUUGAAAAGGGCGUGAAGAAGAAGUCGAAGAUAGCCGAAGAGUUCCAGAUUCCUCGCAAUACUCUUUCGACUUUUCUGAAGAAUAAAGAGAAGAUUAUCAGUGACUUUUCUCAAUCAUCUCAAAGUAGAAAGAGGUGCAGAGGACCAGAAAAUGAAGGCGUGGAAGGAUGUGUCAAGAAAUGGUUCAAGCAAGCUCGUGAUAAGAAAGUUCCAGUGAGUGGGCCAAUUAUUCAAGCAAAAGCUCAACAAUUUGCUAGCAGUUUGAAUUGUCACAACUUCAAAGCUAGCAAUGGUUGGCUGCGCAAUUUUAAGGAUCGCAAUGACAUCGUGAUGAAGGCUGUCUGCGGCGAGAAGGCGAACGUCGAUAUGUCAAAAGCGGAAGAGUGGAUGCAAACGACGCUGCAAGAAAAAAUCAAAGAAGUGGGGCCUAGGAACAUUUUCAACGUUGACGAGACUGCUCUUUUCUACGAGUGCACGCCAAACAAGACUUUCGCCUUCAAGGGAGAAGAUUGCAGCAGUGGGAAGUUGAGUAAACUGCGCGUAACUGUUCUUGUAGGUGCCAACGUGGACGGCAGUGAAAAGCUUCCGCUGCUUGUUAUUGGAAAAUCUGCUAAUCCACGUUGUUUCAAAAACGUCAAAACGAAGCCAUGCGAGUAUCAAGCUAACAAGAAAGCUUGGGUAACUCAAGAUAUUUUUGAAAAUUGGCUCCUUAAGUUGGACAAGAAAUUCUACAGAGAGAAGAGAAAAGUGCUGAUGUUCGUGGAUAACUGCAGUGCCCACAAUUCCAUUCCGGAUUUAGAAAACAUCGAAGUGGUGUUUUUCCCGCCAAACAUGACGUCCGUUCUUCAACCGAUGGAUCAAGGAAUCAUCAACUCUUUCAAGAUUCACUACAGGUCAAUUCUAGUGCGCGAGGUGUUGGACGAGCAAGUUACACUCAGCAAAAACCAAGUGAAGGUCAACAUUCUGCAAGCCUUGAGGAUGUGUGCAGAUGCCUGGCGACAAGUAAGCGCAACGACGAUCAAAAAUGGAUUUAGGAAGGCAGGAUUCAUCCGUGGCGAAGAAAUUUCAAUGAAGUUCGAGGAAAGCAUCCUGGAAGAGGCAAAGCUGGACCAAGAUUUCAUCAACAUCGACCAAAAUGUAGCCAUUUGCGGCGAACUAUCUGAUUUUGAAAUUUUGAACGAGGUCCAAGGAUCUACGGCUGUGGAGUUAUCAGACGACGAAGAAGAAAAUCAAGAGCAGCUUUCAUCCUCAGUAGCUCCAACUCCCAAUGAAGCGCUGGAAUUUUUAGCAAAAUUGAGGGAAUUUGCAGAGUCGCGACAAGACGUUGAUGAAGAUAUUUUCGCAGCGAUCAGCAAAAUCACUCGAUUUGCUUCAAAGGAAAAAAUCGUCAGCAUGAAGCAAUCUAGCAUAGCUGAUUUCUUUACAAAAAAAUAA
Molecule: messenger RNA, 1503 nt
Organism: Diorhabda sublineata
Lineage: Eukaryota; Metazoa; Arthropoda; Insecta; Coleoptera; Chrysomelidae
Product: tigger transposable element-derived protein 4-like
Exons: 1
Coding region: 1-1503 (500 amino acids)
Cellular component (GO): nucleus
Molecular function (GO): DNA binding
Source: RefSeq, a predicted model, not a curated record